Molecule: messenger RNA, 1148 nt
Organism: Ananas comosus (pineapple)
Lineage: Eukaryota; Viridiplantae; Streptophyta; Magnoliopsida; Poales; Bromeliaceae
Product: probable ribosome-binding factor A, chloroplastic
Exons: 4
Coding region: 101-799 (232 amino acids)
Biological process (GO): rRNA processing; ribosome biogenesis
Molecular function (GO): ribosomal small subunit binding
Source: RefSeq, a predicted model, not a curated record
ACAGACGAGCCCAGUAACCAAAUCGCGCCCAUCAUUCGCUCGUCAUAGCCCGUCGCUAGUGAUAAAGAGAGAACGAGCAAACAUAUCAUCGUCAUUAAUAAUGCUCGUACUCGCUCGCCCUCCCCCAUCUCCUCCCCUCAACCUCUCCCUCCGCUCUCCCCUCGCCCAUGGCGAUCUCAACCCCAACCGCCUCCUCCUCCUCCUCCCCUUCCACGCCCCUCCUAACUCCAUGGCCGCGGCGACGGGAACGAGAAGAAGAAGACGACGAAGCGGAGGAGGAAGGGGAGGUCUGGAGGUGACGUGCAUGGCGAACCAGCGGAGGGUGCGCAUGGUGGCGAAGCAGAUCCAGAGAGAGCUCUCCGACAUGCUCCUCACGGACAAGGUGCUCCAAUACGCCGUCCUCCCCGAGGCCUCCCUCGGCGCCGACCGAUACCUCUCCUCCCUCACCACCAUCAGCGACGUCGAGGUCUCCGGCGACCUCCAGGUUGUAAAAGUAUAUGUAUCUGUUUUUGGUGAUGAAAGAGGAAGAGAGGUAGCUAUUGCUGGGCUAAAAGCAAAAGCCAAGUAUGUACGGAGCGAACUGGGUAGGCGGAUGAAGUUGCGACUGACUCCUGAAAUACGUUUCAUAGAAGAUGACUCUUUGGAGAGAGGAAGCAGGGUACUUGCUAUAUUGGACAGAUUGAAAGAUGAGAAGAAGCGCAUAGAAGAAGACGAUGAACAAUUUGAACAAUCCAACAUAUCUGAAGAAGAUGAAGAUGACAAGGAUGAACCAGAUGAAAGAAUCAUUUAUGUGAAAUAGCCUGCUCAUUUUGUUGAGAACUCGUAGAAGUUGAAUGAGGCUUCACAUUCAGCUGUUGCUUUAAAUCUGGAUGCCAUUGAACUGGAAGCUUAUGAUGUGCUAACACUAGCUAUUGUAUGAUGUAAAUUUUCCUCUCCUUUAAUCCCUAUACAAUUCAUAGGAAACUCUCUUUUGCUGGCAAUUCUCAUUUAAGUUUGUCACUCAAGUCUCACCACAACAUAAACUGAGCAUUUGCCAUUAAUUCUAUGAAAUGUAUUAAGAGAUAUAAUAGGUGAAGUGGUUGAAAGGAAAUUAUAAUUGUCACAAAAUGAUUGUUUCCCCAUAUAUAAUAAUGCAUUUAAUUUGGAAA